UCGCCCUGGGGGCGGUGCUGUCCCGACCCAUGGUGCCAGUUCAGGGAACUCAGGGAUUGACCGCGGUUGCACUUGCUUGGUGCUUUGCACCAUCCUAGCUUUUCAGUUGGACUUGCCCCUGCCUGUAGGACAGGUCUGGAUCCAGGUCACAGCCUGGUUUCUAGUGGUAGCACCAGAAGGCAUCACCUUCCCACAUUGCCUUGCUUCUGCAUCUGGGGAGACAGGAGGAUGCUGGAUAGGGGUCAGGAAUCAGGAGUUGUGACAGAGAGGAGCCAGAAAGAGCCUCAGCCACUGGAUAAGGCUGAUCUGUGGCUGUGCUGCAAGGACUGCAUCCAUGAAAAACAGUGCAAGAUGCACUGCAGGCAGCUCCUGGGCGGUAAAACCAGGGUGAAAGGCCCGGUGGAGAGAGCCCAGCAAGCAGGCUUCUCACCAGGGCAGCUGCCAGGCCCCGGCUCAACUCCUGCUCGCAGCUGGGGAGGUUUGCUUGAAAAGCUCAUUUUUCUGGGUUGUUACUGAAACAGCUCCUUUUAUUCCUGCAGCCAGGCCCAGCCAGAGCAGCAGGCAGACUCCGCCACGCAGUCAGACAGGUCUGAUGGCACGCAGCAUCCCCCCUCCGCUCAGCGUCUGGACGCAAUAAAGACCUCCCUGGCCAGCGGUUUUCUAUUCAGUUUACCCAGAGGUGCGCAGCGUGAUGUCCAUGCUGUACCACGCUCUGAUCGUAGCUCUCUGGGUCGGCGCACAGGCAGCACCACAGCUGGAGGACCGUGCCCCAUGGGGGUGUCCUGCAGGAGCCACCACGCCAGACACCCCCCGGACUAGAGCACAGCAGGGCCCCCCGCCUGCUCCGCACAGCCCCCCGAAGGCCGACCGCAGGGAAGCCGGGCCCACAGCCAACGUCACCGUGGAUCCCAGGCUGUUCAGGAAGCGGCGGUUCCGGUCCCCUCGCGUUCUGUUCAGCACGCAGCCCCCGCCCGUGUCGGGGGCCAGGCGCAGCACCGAGCCCGCGCACAGCACGCACCCCCACAACAGGACGAUGCGAGCCAAGCGGAUGGCCCACCCCGUGCUGCACCGCGGGGAGUUCUCGGUGUGUGACAGCGUCAGCAUGUGGGUCGGGGACAAAAGCACGGCCACUGACAUCAAAGGCAAAGAGGUGACAGUGCUGGGAGAGGUGAACAUUAACAACAAUGUUUUCAAGCAGUACUUUUUUGAGACCAAGUGCAGGGACCCCAAGCCAGUCUCCAGUGGGUGCCGGGGGAUCGAUGCAAAGCAUUGGAACUCCUACUGCACCACGACACACACCUUUGUCAAAGCGCUGACCAUGGAAGGCAAGCAGGCUGCCUGGCGGUUCAUCCGGAUUGACACCGCCUGCGUGUGCGUGCUCAGCCGGAAAUCAGGAAGACCCUGACACGGAACAAGCCUGGUGACCACAUCCUCCCACCCCCUACCUCAGCCUGUAAAUUAUUUUAAGUUAUAAGAAUUGCAUGGUAUAUUUAUAGUUUAUACAUUAAAAAGAGAUCCUCGUUAUUUAUUAAACAUUUUGGGAAGCCCUC
Messenger RNA from Gavialis gangeticus (Gharial), 1550 nucleotides. It is a transcript of the gene NGF, whose product is annotated as nerve growth factor. Gene Ontology annotation, biological process: nerve growth factor signaling pathway; regulation of neuron differentiation; positive regulation of collateral sprouting. The record is from RefSeq and is a predicted model, not a curated record. NCBI's taxonomy places the organism in Eukaryota, Metazoa, Chordata, Crocodylia, Gavialidae. The transcript has 2 exons. The coding region runs from base 692 to 1405 and encodes 237 amino acids. Gene Ontology annotation, molecular function: growth factor activity; nerve growth factor receptor binding.